AAUUUACACCACUACGAAGCGUUUCAUUUCGUUCGCAUUUAGCGAAUUUAAUUUUUUGUGUUUUGUAAAUUGUAAUACGAAAAUGAUUUAGAUUUUUCUUUUUAAUUUUCUUCAAACUUUUAAUUAAGUUUCCGGUCCAUCGCAAGUUCUUGCGAUGGAAGUACCGGACGAAAAUGUUCUAGAGGUAGAUUUGUUAGCUGAUGAUGGAUCAGAAGAUGAAGGCGAAGCCCCGCCGUCUUCAGAAUUUUACACCGGACCUGGGUCGACACCAACAUCAUGUGCGUCAUCUCCUCGAGGUGAAGAACCAGCAUCUCCCCAUGCAGGUCUCACGCAACCAUCCUUCUUCCAUCAUCAAGGUUACACUCGACCGUUUUUUACCUCGGCCAGGCGAGGUCCGGGUAGACCACGGAAAGAAGGACCCAAGUUAGCUCGUGAAGGCAAGAUUGUUAGAAGAUACAGAGGAAAUCCAGGAUCUUUAAGAGGGGCAAAAAGACAUCGUGGUAGCAGGGAUGAUGCAUCUGAAGACAUGAUGGACGAAGAUGAUUUUACAAUACCACCUGUCCCCGAGGAACCUCCCUAUAUGCCCGAAAAAUGGCCUGGUAAAGUUUGCUCACUUUGUAACUUGGGUGAACGCAGUCAACUAGGCCAGGGUGAAAUGAGACAAAUUCAUUGCAAUAUUGGUGAAGCAGAGGGUAGUACGACACCUUUAGUUACCAAUUCAGGAGGAGCCACACCAACAAGCAUUGCUACUCCUACUAGUACUCCAACGACACCUGUCACACCAGGCUUAGUUUCUCCUCCACCAGAGCUAGUAGAUCCCAACCAACAUCCUCUUGGGCUACCGCUCAGCAGGCGCCAGAAAUCUUUCAACAAGUGCAAAACACCACUCUACAAUAUGGAACACACAGAUGAAUUAUCAAUUAUCGGUCACAAUGACUCUCUAGAAAUACAAGCAGUAGUGUCUUCUGGAGCAUUGUACAUUCACCGUUGUUGCCUUGAGUUCAGUCCACCAUUCCAAGCAACAUCAUCUGAGGAAGACCUUGAGCAAGCAGAGGAGACGAGAAUCAGAGGAAUAGUCACUUCUGCUCUUACAAGAAAAUGUGCCUUUUGUACUAGACAUGGUGCAAGUAUUCCUUGUAAGAUGAGCUGUAACAAAUACUACCAUCUACCAUGUCUUCUAGCAUCAGGUGGUUUUAUGGAUUUUCAAAGCAAGGGCUCAUUUUGUAAAGAUCAUUUAUAUCAAGUUCCCCUUGUCUGUACAUCAGAAAUCGACUGCAGGACUUGUAGGACUAUCGGCGAUAUUGCGAAUCUGAUGACUUGCGUGGUUUGUGGAGCGCAUUAUCAUGGAACUUGUGUCGGUCUUGCUCAGCUACCAGGCGUCCGGUCGGGCUGGGCGUGCCGCGGGUGCCGCGUGUGCCAGGUGUGCCGCGAGCCGGCGCCGGGCGAGGCGCGCGCCGUGUGCUGCGACCACUGCGACAAGCUCUACCACGCCGCCUGUCUACGACCUCUCAUGGCCACCGUGCCCAAGUACGGCUGGAAGUGCAAGUGUUGCCGGGUGUGCUCCGACUGCGGGUCGCGGUCGCCGGGCGCCGGGCCGUCGUCCCGCUGGCACGCGCACUACACGGUGUGCGACUCGUGCUACCAGCAGCGCAACAAGGGCUCGUGCUGUCCGCUGUGUCGCCGAGCUUACCGCGCCGCCGCCUACCGCGACAUGAUACGGUGCACGCUCUGCAAGAGAUACGUCCAUGGCACCUGUGAUCCAGAUGCGGAGCCUCAACAGUAUAGGAAAAACAAAGAUCAGAAUCCAUCUUAUGAAUACAGCUGUCCUAUAUGCAAGAGUCAACUUGCACUGACCGGAUCUAAACCUGGGUCUUUUGAAGAAGACAGCACUGCUUCUGUGUCUCAAGAUUCCUCAUAUGGAGAUGACAACUCUAAUUUACAAGACCAGGACCCACUUGCGAUUGAAACAAAGCCUGAUGUUGGUCUUGGAAAAGGAAAACCUUUCUCAGUAUCUUCAAAGGUAGCCAAAAAAAAAAUUGGAGGCUACAAACUGAAAGGUGGAUUCCCUGCGGGUGGCAAGUUGGGCUUCCAGAAACGCCAACGUUCUCUGUUGGACUUCGGUCGGAAAAGGGCAUCUAAACCUAAAAUGCGAGGAGUUUUUGGAGUACCAGGAUUGGGGCUACAGAGACCCCAAGCUCCUGACAGUAAAAGCUCUGAGGAUGAUCCAGGAAUGGAGAAUAAACUAGUGCUGUGUUCAAGCAAAGACAAGUUUGUGCUCACACAAGAUUUGUGCGUUAUGUGUGGUGCUGUCGGUACGGACUCUGAGGGAUGCCUUAUUGCUUGUGCCCAGUGUGGACAGACUUAUCAUCCGUACUGCGUAAACAUAAAGGUAUCUCAAGUGAUAGUGACGUUGGGUUGGCGGUGCUUGGACUGCACCGUGUGCGAGGGCUGCGGCAACCGCGGCGACGACAUGCUGCUGCUGCUGUGCGACGACUGCGACACCACGUGGCACACGUACUGCGCGCGCCCGCCGCUGGCCGACGUGCCGCGCGGCGCCUGGCGCUGCGAGCGCUGUCGCCGCUGUCUCACGUGCGGCACGCGCGACGCGCUCUCCUGGUGCACCGACAACUACACGGAAUGUGCACCGUGCGCUUCCCUAGUGAUGUGCUGUGUGUGUUCCGAACCUUAUUCAGAUGGAGAACUAAUCAUUCAGUGCGAAGCUUGUACUCGGUGGCUUCAUGCUUCUUGUGAUUCAAUCCGCAGUGAGAAUGAUGCCGAAAUAUGCUGUCGAGCUGGGUACAAGUGCGUGGGAUGCCGCGGCGCGGAGACGGCGCCGCCGCACGUGGCGCGCGUGGCGUGCGUGCCCAGCGCCGCCCGCAGCGCGCCGCGCCCCACGCCGCAGUCGCUGGGCUUGGCGGGCGAGUACUACGUGGACGACGUGUGUCUGUCGCAGCGCGGCGCGCACCACAUGAAGCAGCUGGAGGCCGACCUCGGCAUCACGCAUACCAGGCGAAAGAGGCGUUUCAAAAAUGAGAACCCCGACAAAGAUGCCGAAAUAAUGGCAUCUAUUGAAACAGUGGUUCAGAACGCUGACGUCGAGAUGGCCGACGACUCCAAGCCUGACAGCACAGCCGAAGUCAAAGAUGAACCAGGUCUUCCUCCUAACGCAAACUUUAAAGAAGGAACUCUGUGGAACAUUUUAACCGACGGUCCCCCUCCUGAGGGGUUCACUGUAUAUACAACAGAUUCAGGACUGACCGUACUCCGAAGGAAACGACAAAGAAACCUCAAUAAACUAGGUAUUGGAGGUUUCGUGGUUAGACAAAGACAGACUACAAUCAAAGCUCAGGCAGAUGAAGACAAAGAUGGUGACGGCACACAGGCUUCUGGAGAAUCCCCAAGCAACAAGCGCAAACCUCGUAGAAAGCCACGGUCAAAACUGAUGGAACAAUUUCCACCUUACAUGCAAGAAGCUUUUUUUGGAAAGGAACUCCUCGAUCCCCAAGUCAAAUCUGCUGUUAGUUCCACUGGUAACCCUUCAGAGAGUCCAGCUGGUACUCUGAGACCAAAUACCCCAGAAGGAUACCGUGAACUGCGAGACUUUAAAUUUGACUUUGAGAAUUCUGACAGUGAAGGCGAAGAUGUCCUGGCUGCUUUGACUUCUUUCAAUGAUCAUGAUAACACUGUUAUCAUCACCCUUAAUAACGAAGAACUAGAGUUAAUGCAAUCACUAAAACCGAAACAAGAAAAAGAAGAUCCAUGCAACACUAAUUCUGACGGUGUGAAAAUAAAGACAGAGUCAGAUGAUGGUCAAGUGAAACAAACUGAGGAUUCUACUGCCCUCAAGAAUGCCUUGUUGGGCCCCCAGACCAACGAAGGAGAAUCGACAGUGGGUGCGGCUGAAAGCGGAUCCGCCACCCAUAGCACGAAAACUGAGAACCUUAGCAGCGAGACAACAUCAUCUCAAGCGUCGACAAUAUCUCCGAAAGAUGACCUGUCGCUGCUGGGCGUGAACUUGGACGCCAUGGUGCGCGACACGCUUCCCGACAUGGACAGCAACGAUGUCGACGAGAUAUUCAAGGGCGUCCUUACUGAUGACUCUCAGGAAUCACAGGAAUCAUCAGUAUCCUAUGUGAAUGCAAUGACUCCAUACUCUCAGAGACAGCAGCUGCAGAGUCCCAUGGAGUACUCGUCACCCUACCAUUCGGAGUUUGGGAACAGCAGUGGGGGCGCGCUGAGUCCGCUGGUGAGCGAGUCCACGUGGAGCGAGUCCGCGCCCGCCCCCGCGCCCUCCUACAACCAGCGCAGCGCCGACAAGAUGCGCGCCGACGAGAGCUUAGGUUCUGCGGCUACGAUAUCCGCCGUGCUGUACGCGAAUACAAACCACCCCGAAUGGAAAACCGAGUUUCCCAACUGGGUCGACCGGUGCAAGCAGAUCCUGAAGAAGUGGCGCGCCUUGCCCUCGGAGCACAAGGCGCCCUACUUGCAAAGGGCUAGGGACAACCGGAGCGCCAUUCGCAUGAAGAAAGCCCAGCAGAACUCGAGCGGCUCCACCGGCGACCGCAGCCCGCCCGCCCCGCGCGCCGCCAGCCCCGCGCCCCCCGCCGCCGCCCCCGCCGCGCCCGCGCUCCUCCUGGCGUCGGUCGGCAGUCCGGAACAGGAACGGGCUUGUGGACAGCAGCGUAGUGCUCGAGAGGCCGAGCAGGAGAGGGCGUGGAAGAACUUGCAGCAACAACGCCAGCAGCAGACCCAGCAGCAACAACAGAUCAUACACGAUCAACGGAUGCAAGAACACGUACGUAACGAAGUCCGGUAUGGUACGGCAGCAGCCAUGCAGAGACUCCGUGCCGGGGACGGGACGGCGCCGCCUCCCUCGCCGGCCCCCUCCCCCGCCCCCGCCCCCACCCCGGCCCCCCAGACGCCCAGUCCCGCGCCCCCGGACGCCCCCCGCGCCGCCUUCACCGCGCAACGCUUCCCGCUGCACUACGGGAACAACGAGGACAUCAACCGCCAGCUGCGCGACCUGCUGCAACGACACCCAGACAAGAUGUGGCCCCCGCGUAUGACAGAAGAAGGUGGUGCAAAUACAGUACAGAGUCAAGAGGGCCAGCCCUUCCGACCUCCGCUACCCGUUGCGUUGCGCACGCGGACCCUGGGACUCCCACAACACAGACCAGAACAACUGAUCAUGCAGCAACGCAUUAUAACUACAGAAAAUGUCCAAAUGCAACAGAAUGCUGGAAACUCUACAAUGCAACAAGUCAUUGAACAAAAACAAAGUGUCAUCGCCCAGUCCCAUGCUGGUGCUGAGUCUAAGCAGGAGCACGGUAACCAGGAACAUGGCACUGACGAAAUGGACAUGGCCGACAUGGACAAGUUGGAACAAGAUCCUGGAAAUAUUGGAGAGGUGGGCGACAUCUUGACCGGGCUCGGCAGCGAGGACGACGACAAGCUGCUGGAGUCGCUUACGUCAGAGAUCGGGGAGCAGUUCAACAUCCUCGAGUACGCGGACCCCGAGCUCGCCGCGCUGGACGACGCCGAGCACAUCCUCGACCGCCUCGAGCGGGCCGAUGACGUCACCGACAGACUCGCCAAGCGGGAUCGCACCGAGGAACACGAACAUCCAUCGGAAACAAAACACUUAAUAAUUCAGAAAACUGGAAAGAUCAUAGACGGUAACAUUACGGAAGUGAAAUCAGAAACAACAGAAAUUAAAACUGAAAACCAAGAUGUUAAACUAGAGGGAGCCCCGCCCGGAAUGGCACACAUGUACGCUGAGGGAAUACAGAGGGUCAUCACACAGAACCAUCAAAUGACUAUACAAUCUGCCAUGCAAGCAAUCAAGUCUGAAGUGAAGCUGGAGAGUGAUGACAAAACACAGCACCCCCCAUUCCAGCCCAUGUUCGCUAACGCACAGCAACGUUUACAAAUACAUCAGCAGGGUACACAACUGGUGCCCGUACUACAACGAGCGCAGCCGCAGUACGCGUCCGCACACCAACUGCACUUCACACAAAACCGUGUGCAAGGCGCGGUGCAGAGCGGCGUGAACACCGCCAGCAUCGUGAGCGCCAUGACGGCGCAGGUGAAGGCCGCGCUCGCCACCGGCCGCUGCAUCGCCGCCGGCACGCAGCUCGUGGGGGCCGACGGCGCCGUGGGGGUCGUCCGCGAGGACCGCUCCGUGGCGCUCAAACACCUGCCCUACGCAGCGACCGUGGGGGCAGGCAACGCGCGGGCCCCCCCGCCCCCGCCCUACCCCGGCACGGCGCGGCCCCCGCAGCCGCCGCCCCCGCCCUACCCGCAGGUGCCCUAUGAGGCGGACGCGUGGGCCGACUGGCUGCAUCGCCGCCCGCUGCUGCUGCAGAACAUAAAUCAGGAGCAACCGUUGCUUCUCGAGGAGCUUCUGGAGCAGGAGAAGCGCGAACAGGAGCGGGAGGGCGAGUGGGGCGGCGGCGCAGUGGCGGCGCCGGCGGUGGUGGCCCCGCCCGCGCCCCCCGCCGUGCCGCUGUUCGCCGGCGUGCCCCCCGUGCAGCCGCCCGCGCCCUCCGACCGCUCGCACUCCGAGGCCGACCUACACGCGCGCCGCCUCUACGAGCAGUGGCUCAAGCAAUUCAAUGUCUUCGCAGUUGAGCAACAGCGUUACUACGAGCUCGAGGUUCAGAAACUUCGCAAGAUUCGCAAGUCAUUAAAUAGCAAGCAACGGCAGCUACGUAAGUCGGGGAAUGAGUUGCUACCAAACGACGCAGCCGAGCUACAGCGCGUGUCAGCAGAACAGCAGGCUCUGCAGAAACACUUGGACGCCGCCAGGAAGCAAGCCAGGCAGCACAGUAUGUUGAUCCAGGAAUAUGAAAAUAAACAACGUCAACAAAAUCCUCAGCUGGCUCAGCAGACUAUAAUAAAUCAACAGCAGAUAGCGACAAAUCAAGGCACGCUCAACCAGGCUCAGACUAUGAACCAACAGCAGCAACAUCAGCAACAAACUAUCAAUCGACCUAUGCAGUUGGGCAUCCAACAGCAACAGACGUUGAUUCGGAGUCAGCAGACGGUCCUCAGUGGUGAGCAAAGGAUUGGACUGGUGACGUCACCGCUGAGCGCUCAGAGCCGGCUCGUACAAGGACGCACGCUCGUCAUCGAACAGAGCGCCGUCCCGCAGCCGCAGCUGGUGCGGCAACUGUCGGGGCAGGAGCGCGGCGCCGGCAUGCUACAGUUCGCAGCGCAGCGCGCGCCCGCCCCCCGCGCGCCCGGCCCGCGCCCCGCCAUGUCGCCGCUGCACGUGCAGUCGCAGUCGCCGCUGCACUCCCUCGCGCCGCAGUCACCGCUCCAUCAUCUCACCUCGCCGAUGCAGUCACCGCUCCACUCGCAGCAGUCGCCGUUGCAUCACACCUCACAGUCCCCGCUGCAUCCUUCCACUCAAUCUCCGCAUCACACGCAACAGUCGCCACUUCAUUCUCAACAAUCACCGAUGCACGUCCAACAGACCAAUCUGCCUCAACAAUCUCCGCUGCAUCCGCAACAGUCACCGAUGCAUCCACAACAAUCUCCGAUGCACCCCCAACAGUCACCGAUACAUCCUCAGCAGUCUCCGAUGCAUCCGCAGCAAUCGCCAAUGCAUCAGCAGUCGCCGAUGCACGCACAGCAACAAAUGACCACACAACAUUCUCCGAUGCACCAACAGAGUCCGAUGCAGUCUCAGCAAUCGCCAAUGCACGUCCAACAAUCUCCAAUGCAUACUCAACAAUCACCGAUGCAAACAUCGAUGUCGCCGCAACAUUUUCUUCAACAACUACAAGCUCAAAGAACAAGUCCUCAGCUACCUACGCCCAGUCGGAGUCCACAGAUUUAUCAGCAAUCACAAAUACAAAGUCCUGUAUCAUCACAUUCGCCACAGCUACAAAACGCGGACUUUAGUGGUGCUCGAUUUUCAAGACCGGCUUCUGGAUGUUCACCAAUGCCCACUCGGUUUGCUCGGCCACCUCAUCAUCAACAAGGAAUGAGAGUCGGUGUUGUGCCUUAUGGUAGUCGGCAGCAAACUUCUCCUUUGGGGAGUCCACAACCACUGCCGUCUCCGGGCAAUCCUAGUAACGAGCUAGCUAGACAACAAAUGUUACAACGUCAGCAAUACAGCCCAAUGGGAGGGGCGCCGUCGUCACCUUCGAUAUCGAGAUCUCCGCACGUAGCGCGCACGCCCACGCCCUCGGCAUCUCCUGCCGCUUCUCCAGCGCCCGACCACGGCGGCGGCUCCAUGCACUCUCACCACGCCGCGCCCCUCCCGCCCGGCUAUCGCUACUGCCGCCCCGGGCUGCGAGGGGGAGCCCCGCCCUGGCCCCCCGCGCGACCCAAGCUCACGCUACUGAAGCGACGCGCAUCUCCGCGCCCGCGCUACCCCGCCGACCAGUCGCACCCCGCGCUCGACGCCGGGCCCGAGACGGACUACGUGCUGUACGCUCGCACCGACGACGAGGACCCCGACGAACUCGAACAUCUCGACGACGACGACAUCGUGCUCGUCGAGCCGGGCACCAUCUCGCCCAGCGAGCGUAUCGCCACCGAAGAAGACUUCGAGGAACUGAUAGACAGCGGCAAACCUGAAGAUGAGGAGGAAGAGGUACCGACACCUCGCACGGAAACCGCCACUAAGACCGUCGCGGUGAUCAGCCUGUCGACGGGCUCCCACCAAUACAAGCUGAUGAGUCCCGCCACGCGCCUGGCCGUGCUCUCGCCGCACGCCAACACUAAAAUUCUAAAUGAAGUAUCGCAGGCGACGGUCGCCUCCGUCUCUAUCGCCAACCAGACUAUCUCUGUGCCUGUUCUAAAAAACCUUUCCGUGCCCAUAGGAAAUGCCAAACAGAACCAAAUGAAAAAGAUGCCGCACAACAUCGCCCAGUCUCUGUCCAUAAACGUAUCGGCACCGCCACCCUCGAAGUCGAUCAGUUCAGUGAUAAGCGUCAUAUCGAACGUGCCGAAGGUGGCCAAUGUGAACAAUCCCGUGAUCACGCUCGCGACUUCCGGUGCUGGUCCGUCACGCGUUCCCGUCUCUAUUUUCACCCAACAUCAUGUCAAACAAAAGAUCGUAAAAACGAUCGAAAAACCGAUGGGAUUAUCUCUUUCGAGCGCAAAACUCUCCAGUUUAUCUGUGUCUCAUGAUGCAACUCUUCCUGCAAAAAUAUUCCAAGAUGAUGUCGCGUCACCGGACAGCACGGUCGCUGUGGACAGUGGGUCGGAACGAGAUUCAGGCCCCGGUAGCUUAUCUUCGACACCACAACAGAAUAUUUUAUCUUCGAUGACAUGCUUGCAGGCACAGAUAGAACAGAGAACGACCACUCUGUUCAAAGACCCUAGUAAAGAUAUUGAUAUAGAAACUGAGAUAAGUCAACAGACUGAACUUCCGCAUACAUUGUGUUUGAGUGAUCGUCCGCCUCUUCUGUUGGGCAAAGCGGACAUCAAAAGUCCUGACCCUAUUCCUGAGAAAAUUCCAGACAACAUAAUGGAAGGCGAUGAUGAAGAUAAACCUGAAGAUGAAAUUCAAAACGAUUUGCUACUUUCGUACAAUAAGACAAUGGCUGAUCCGUUGCCGCCGCCACCAAAUCCUCCGCCUCCAGAAACGAAAUCCGAUGAUGGCGUCUUAAAAACGAUCAAAGCGAUCGCCAAUCAGACGAAGGAAAUGGUCAUUGACUCAAACAUGCAACUCACGUCAGAUAUGGCGCAAGAGUCUGUCCAGAUAUCUAUUCCUUCCCCGACACCGUCACAGGAGAGGUAUCUCAACGACAUAACCAUGCAAGAACACCAUGAAACAGUCGAGGGUAAUUCUAAACAUGUAGAAUCGUUUGAGGACAUGCUCUCAAUGUUAGAAAAUAUAUCCGAUGAGAACAAACCAUUCGAAAUGAAACAACCUAAUCAGAAAUCUAAUACGUCCGCUCAAAAUUCAAAUGUACAUUCAGUUGCGAAAACAGAAAACAAAGACAAUCAGGAACAAUCAUCGUUUGCAAAACGAGAAAUGGAAAGACUAAUGCCACAGUCGGCGGCGAUACCGCAGCUGUCUCCGCUCUCUCAACCUGCUGAGUUGACGUCCAACAUGGCGAAUGUGUCGCAACAGCUCCGCACGAUUAUGUCUUCGUUGAACACCAACUCGGCUAAAACUGACAACCAGCCUGGUCUGAGAAAGAACAGUGACGCUACGACGCCGACUCAAGUCAAUUUUGAAAAUUUACUGCCUUCCUCUAAAGUAGAGGUGGCUCCUCCGAGACCUUCGCCUAUUCAACGGAUGGAAAAACCAGCGACGUCAAUGCCGAGUCCAGAUAACAUGCCGAUGAGCGCUGCCCAGAUGGUGGGCUCCCGAGUGAACACAUUAUCCACUAUAGGGCAAAUGAGGAAGUCGCCAACUGUGUCACCUAUUAACUCACCUGUGGGUAUUCAGAACACUCUGAUGAAAUCCCCAGCCCAAUCGCCAUUGAUAUCGAAUCAAACUUUUACAUCCGUUGAAGAUAACAGUCCAGGGUCUGUACCCUCUCAAGUUAUACAAAUGCCAGCACUUUCUAAGAUUCAAAACAAUCCUUCAGCUGCUUCUUCUAUCAUUCAUACCAGCAACACUAUUACAACCAGCAUUAAUACUUAUCCUAAAAAUCAACCUUUGCCCACUAGUAUCUUGGGUCACACAUUAUUGCAACCUACAAGGCAAAUAAACGCUAACAAUUUACCUUUCAAUCCACAAAGCAUUAGUUCCAGUCAACCUCCUGCAUUAGUGAUGACUUCGAGACCUUUGAUUGGAAAUAAAGAACCGCCACCAAACGUUACGGUUAGAACGCACAACAUGGUAACACCCGGAAUGGGUCAAAUGCAAGCCAAGCAAAGUCAGGGGUCGUUAAACUUUAUUACUUCAUCAAAAUUACUCCACACGCAAUUGACUUCUCCUCUCAAAAGAUCAAAGUCAACCGAUGAGCCUAAGAGUGAAGUGAUUGUAGGGCAUAUCCAGCCUACGAAACGACAUAGCGUGGAGGCUGUCGUAGUAAAGUCGGAACCUAUGGAAACAGAGGAUUCAACUAAUACAUCAAGCGGUAAUGAUAUUUCCGGAAAAAAUUCACAACAUUCGAAUGCAAACAACCAAAGAAAUGAUGAAUCACAGAAUGUUUUACUCAAACAACUCUUACAGAUUACCACAACGGCAUCCAAUGUGGUUCCGCAACGUACCGUCACAAUUCAGAGAACUGCUCCAGCUCUUGGUACGAUACCGUCUUUGGAAGCCCAGCUGGCUAGACCUUCGAUCCCACCACCGACCAUAGCGCUUAGUCAGGAAGUAGAGCUUCCUAAAAAUUCUCCGAGGCAAAUGACAACCGUAAGUUCUCCCUUCACAAGCCGACCUAUGCAAACUUCCAUUCCUAGUUCUACUAUUUCUACGCUUAUUCAUCAUUCAUCGACCCAAUCUCUUAUGGAUGUAAGGAAGCCUCCAAUAAAAAUGAUUACCAAAGAAGAAACCACGCCUAUCCCAGAAAGUUCGCCAACCAUGAAAACUAUGCACAUAUACCAAGCUAUGAAUGCGGAUAACCAACAAAUGCAACAAAACAUUAAAAAAGAAAUCACACCGCCGCAACAGAGUCCUGUACAUCGUCCAUUCACUCCCAUGGACGUCAAAAAAGAAUUGUUAGAUGAAAGCUCGCAACAAUCUGCAACGUCGGGCGUUUCCACUGCAUCCGAUCAAGGUAAACUUGAUCAACCCAUGAAAGAAGAAUAUCCAGAAGUUGGGGGCUUAGAUCCCUCUUCUGAAGCUAAUGCACCUGAAACGCCCUCGGAAGCAAAGAAACGAAAACGGCGCGAAUAUCAACAGAAGAAGAGAAAAAUGCAGCUAAGUAUGAAAGCAGCCGCAGAAAAUAAUCUCAACGCAGCUAACGCGAAAAAGAGGCCGCGCAAAGGAUCAAGAUACGAAGAAGACUAUGAUACUUUUAUAGAUAAUUUGAUGGCACAACUGCGGUUGUUACCUCCUAUGCAAAUACAAGAGCCCGCUUUAACAACUAAUUUUGCAGUUUGUCCAGUGUUCGGAUCCGGCGAUUUGACUAAAUUAAAAAGUAAGGAUUGUGAUAUAUUAAAAGGUGACCUGAUAGGAGACUUUGGUAAUGCUAGAAUCCCAAACGUGGCCGAUUAUUAUAAUACAAAACCGUUUGGAGACGAGGAACCGCUCCCUGAAAAACCACCUGCAUCAACACAAAGAGGAUUUUACGAUCAAGAAUUUCAACCAAUCAUGUUUGAUGAAGAUCCCGAAGAUAAAAAACUAGAUUUCAUCUGCAAGGAACGUGACACUGACACUCCUGACAGCAUUGUUAGUUGUUCUAGUCCAGAAUGUCUCGACAUCGAGCCCGCUAAUAGGUUCCCUGGUCUCAAACUAAUCGAUGACGAGGAAGAAGAAGAAGAUAGUGACUCUGGUUCAGGACGCGUCUCCCCUAUCAUUCCUAUGAUUGCCCCCGUUCCAAUAAGAAUAAAACCAGUUUCCAUGUAUCAACUGAAAGAAGAGGAAGAUAAUCAGAAAGCCCUCAAAUGUCUCGACACAGAUUCGCCUAACAAGCCUAAGAUGGAAGACUCUCCUGGCAGUACGGAGAGUAAUGAAAAUGUAACCGUUACGCUUACGCUUACUUCUGGAGCCGCAGAAGAUAUACUUGGAGUCCUCAAGGAACUUGCUGGCAUUUUACACAUUCCACCACCGACUUCCUACCAAAUAAUAGAAAGAACUGCUACUCCACCAUCGCAUAAACUCGGUUUGUAUCGAUCUAAAGGUAAAGACGGCAAAGAAGGUACGCCGAUCGACAUACAGAGUAUUCUCAACGGUGCUGCGAAGUUUUGUCGACAUUGUGACGUCGUCAUCUUAGAUUCUGUAGUACGAGCCAAAGCCUCAGAAUUUCCUUUGUUAUCUGCUAAUAAAGGAAACGCCGGUGAAAUACUUUGUGAUAGCGAUUCUGAAUUAUAUUUCUGUAGCACACAAUGCUACGAAAGAUUUGCAUGGCGACCGACAAAUAUCAUUUUAGAUGGAAAAUCGAAAACUAGCGUAAAGGACGAUAAUAAGUCGGACGUCGAAACAAAUCUGUCCAAAGAUCGAGACGACUUUGAUACCGCAUCCACAGAGAGCAUGGAGACGGAUGAUUUAGAUAUGAAACCUGACAUCAAGGAUGAAAAAAUGGAUCUCUCAUUCAUGGAUUCGCUGGACAACGAUGAACUCAUGAAAGAAGUCGGCGAUGACGUCAGCGCCUUAGACGAAGAUUUGAAAAGUGUCGAACAAGACGAGAAGAGUAAUCAGAGUACAGAAAAAGAAAAAUACCGAGGCAUAAGGUACAAAGCUUGGUCUCCGGGCUGCAUCGGUCCGCCUGUGAAGUACAAACGUCCGACAGACAGGGAACUCACAGAGUUGGUAUUCCGCACCGGAGUCGCCAUCAUGCCUGUGACGAAUGAAGACUCUCGCAAAUGCGAACUGUGCGGGAUCCAAGGAGACGGAGUGGCCGACGGGGUGUCGAGAUUACUGAACUGUGACGUAGACCGCUGGGUACAUCUCAACUGUGCACUGUGGUCGGAGGGAGUGUACGAGACCGUGAGCGGAGCGCUGAUGAACGUGGAGACAGCCUUAGCUACUGGUUCGAACUCCACCUGUGCGGUUUGCCGUCGAUUAGGAGCUACAGUGAGAUGUUUCAAAGUCCGCUGUGGAAAUGUGUACCACCUCGGGUGUGCCGUAAAAGAUAGCUGCGUGUUUUAUAAGAACAAGACUGCGUACUGCGCGUCUCACGCACCGAAGAAUGAAAAAGACAAUGAACUCACUACGCUGAGCGUGCAACGUCGCGUAUACGUGUCCCGAGACGAGCAGCGGCAAGUGGCCUCGGUGAUGCUCCACUCCGACACUAACCAUCUGAUCCGAGUCGGGGGCCUCAUAUUCCUCAGCCCGGGCCAUCUGUUGCCGCACCAACUGGCCGCAUUCCACACGCCCAACUAUAUCUAUCCGAUUGGAUAUAAGAUUGUGCGGUUCUACUGGUCCACCCAGCGCGCCAACAACCGGUGCCGCUACCUGUGCUGGAUCUCCGAGGAGGAGGGGCGGCCGCGCUUCCACGUGCGCGCGCAGGACGAGCCGCGCCACGAGGCCAGCGCGCCCACCCCCCGCGCCGCCUGGGCUAAUAUACUAGAUGCCGUGGCCUCUCUACGUGAAGGACGAGGCGAAGAGGGCGUAUUAAAAUUGUGGCCGAAUUAUGUAACUGGGGAAGACCUCUUCGGUUUGACCGAGCCUGCAGUUGUUAGAGUAUUAGAAAGUUUGCCUGGAGUGGAGACGCUGACGGACUACCGGUUCAAGUUCGGUCGCUCGGCGCUGCUGGAGGGCGGGCUGGCCGUGAACCCGUCGGGCUGCGCGCGCUGCGAGGCCCGGGCGCGCACGUGGCGCCGCGCGCUGCUGCCCGCCACCGCGCCCGCCGCCGCCGCCGCGCCCUCCGACACGCCCUGCCCCUACACCAAGCAGUUCGUGCUCACCAAGAGCAGCCAGUACAAGAAGAUGAAGAUGGACUGGCGCAACAACGUCUAUCUCGCCAGAUCAAAGAUACAAGGGCUGGGGCUGUACGCUGCACGCGAUCUAGAAAAGCACACUAUGGUGAUAGAGUACAUUGGCGAAAUAAUACGAUCGGAACUCUCAGAAAUGAGAGAAAAGAAAUACGAAUCGAGAAAUCGCGGCGUUUACAUGUUCCGGCUGGGCGAGCGGCGAGUGAUAGACGCCACGCUAUGCGGCGGCCUCGCGCGGUACAUCAACCACUCGUGCCAGCCCAACUGCGUCGCCGAGACAGUGGAGGUCGACCGCUGUCUGCGGAUCAUCAUCUUCGCCAAGAGACGCAUCUCACGAGGAGAAGAGCUCACCUAUGAUUACAAAUUCGACAUAGAAGACGAUGCUCACAAAAUCAUGUGCAUGUGCGGCGCGCCCAACUGUCGCAAGUGGAUGAACUAAAUGCUCAAACAAACUAUUGUUACUACAUUUUAAAGGAGUGAAUUAAAUUUAUUGAUGUGAUUCAUAUUUGUAUAUAAUGCUGGAUAUGAAUUCGUUUGCUAGGUUGAUCGAAGGUUAUAAUGAAUUGUGGUCCAGAGAAGGCUAUGAAAUAUUAUGUUUACCAAAGGAACGGAUCAACCGUGAAUGUUAAGGUUUAUGAAUUUAAGUAAAUAUUCACAAAGCCUUGUGAUCUAAUAAAUAAGACAAUAUCAACAGAAUUUUAUUAAUAAAUUUUAACAAUUUUUAUAUAAAUUAUGUUUCUACUAUAUAUUGUAAUUAGUAAGUCCUCAACACACUUGUAAAUAAAACUAGAUCCGUGUGAGAUAUUGUUAUUGAAUUUUAAUAUUUUAGACGUAAACGUUUUAUAAUAGUCGUAGAUUGUAGAAUUAGUUUUGACUUUAUUUUUCUAUGAAUAUUUUUUUUAUUUCAAAACACUAAAGUAUAGUUUUGGUUAUUAUUUAAUCGAUAUUAGUGUGUACCGGCACGUAUACUACGAUAAUCUCAGCUGUAGCGUUGCGUUAGGUUAAGUUACCAAAUAGCGAAGUAUGCAUUUAGUUUCCACAGGUAGCACAAGCGUCGUUUCUUUACCUAAAAUAUAUUUAAUAGAUGUAUAAAUAAAUGUAAAUAAUCUUAUAAUGUCACAUAAAUGUAAAUUUUAUAUUAAAUUAAGAAUUUCUUUCGUUUUGUAAAACUGAAUUUUAAAUGCCGUAAUUUAAAGAAAAUAUAUAAUGUAAAGGUUAGACAUACACAAAGAGGUAACAUUAGACCACCAUGUGCCUGACCUAGUUCGUGGUAGGAUAGACUACGGAACGCCACAUCGCGCCUUCGGAAAAAUCUUUUACUUGUAUUUUUUAAGUGAAUGUGUUGCAAUUUGCCGGAUUGCACCACCCUGAAGAAAGAUAUCUCACUUUAAAUUAAAUAUCACUUAGGGACAUUACAGAGUACUCAAAUUCUAUUAUUAAUUUAAAUACACAGUUAAUUUGAUUGGAUUUGAGUUUAUCGCGUUGCGUUCAGUUUCUAACUCUUUUAUAAUACCAAUUUUGUAAUUUGACAUUUUGUGAGUCCAUAAUGAAAAACGUACAAACUCGCCGGUAAAAUCAUACUACCAGCGGCCUUUCCAUAUAUGUACAUUGUAUUCAUUGUAUUGAAUAAUAAGGUCCAAAAAAUUACUAGCUUACUUAUUUUUACCUCGUAAAAAAAUAUUAUUAUAUAGAGUGAAUCCACAAAAAGAUUCUUCCGAAAUUCUCCAAUGAAUUUAUAUUUAUCCUAGACAGUAUAUAUUAAUGCAUGCUAUGUUACGCUUUCUAUUCCCUGCCCAAACCGUAUACAAACCUUGAUUAGUAUUACAGAUAAUUCCCUAUCCUCAAACAAAUUAUAUCUCUCAUAGAACU
Bombyx mandarina (wild silkworm) is the source of this 16380-nucleotide messenger RNA. RefSeq lists its product as uncharacterized. Lineage: Eukaryota; Metazoa; Arthropoda; Insecta; Lepidoptera; Bombycidae. Gene Ontology annotation, biological process: positive regulation of transcription by RNA polymerase II. Gene Ontology annotation, molecular function: histone H3K4 methyltransferase activity; transcription coactivator activity; protein binding. The record is from RefSeq and is a predicted model, not a curated record. Gene Ontology annotation, cellular component: nucleus; MLL3/4 complex.